This is a messenger RNA of Gryllus bimaculatus (two-spotted cricket), 4511 nucleotides long. The record is from the annotation of a GenBank genome assembly. NCBI's taxonomy places the organism in Eukaryota, Metazoa, Arthropoda, Insecta, Orthoptera, Gryllidae.
ACUCUAUGGAAGCGUUGCUGUCAAAACGAAGUGACGAGAGGGCGAGAAUCUGUACAUCGUGACAACGUCCUGUUUGCUAUUAAUUAAGUUUUAUGUGGUGGAGUGCAUGAUUAUUUGUGAUCAGAGAAAUAUUUUACUCGACCAAAAUGACAUCUGCAAACCUCCGGCAACAAAAACUAGAACAGCAGAGACAGUUAAUGGAGCAAAAAAUGAGGCAGAAGAGGCAAACUCCAGCCAUGGUUCAAGCUUCUGACAUAAGAAUACCUUCUGCAAAAGGACAAAAUAGUAUGCAUAUGAGGAAUUCUGCUUCUUCUAAAGGCAGGGAACUUCAUGGAUAUGAUGGACCUCUUCAUUUUAUGUCCCCUGAGAAUCCAGAUUCCAUAGCGUCAAUUCAGUCAAAUAUUAACAUUGCAAGCUCAGAUUCACGUACUCAAGAAGAAGAAGAGGGUUUCUUUGGGCGCAUGGAAACUCUGCAUUUAUCUGCUGAUGAUAGUCAAGACAUAGAAGAUGAAGAAUCAACACCCAUUUCACCUACAUCACCUGUUGACACAUUAAGUUUACCUGUGGCCCCCUGUUCUGACGAUUCAAAUUUUAAUAAUGACCGUGAAUUGGAAGGUGAUGUGAAGGGCAAUUUAGAGAACUUUGUCUUGGAGCCUGGUUGCCAGAGUGUGCAAUAUAAGUGCCGAAUAACAAGGGAUAGAAAAGGAAUGGAUCGUGGUUUAUAUCCAACUUAUUUUCUACACUUGGAACGAGAUUAUGGAAAAAAGGUUUUCUUACUGGCUGGUAGAAAACGCAAAAAAAGUGCCACUAGUAACUACCUCAUCUCCACUGACCCUACUGAUUUAUCUCGUGGUGGAGAAUCUUUUGUAGGUAAAUUGAGGUCAAACCUUUUAGGUACUCAUUUUACUGUAUAUGACAAUGGAUACUCUCCUAAAAAGGCUGAUUCAAGAGAAGACUGGAAAAGAAAUACCCCUCGUCAAGAGUUAGCUGCAGUAGUUUAUGAAACAAAUGUUCUGGGAUUUAAGGGUCCCAGAAAAAUGACAGUAAUACUGCCAGGAAUGACGCAGGAUCAUAAAAGAGUUCAGUUCUCUCCACAGGAUGAUCAUGAAGGUUUGCUUGAAUGCUGGAGAAACAAGCAAAUGGAUAAUCUCAUUGAAUUACAUAAUAAGACACCAUCCUGGAAUGAUGAUACACAAUCAUAUGUGCUUAAUUUUCAUGGUAGAGUUACUCAAGCUUCAGUUAAAAACUUCCAGAUUGUUCAUGAUAGUAAUGCUGAUUAUAUUGUAAUGCAGUUUGGCAGAGUUGCUGAGGAUGUGUUCACCAUGGAUUAUCGUUACCCUAUGUGUGCUCUUCAAGCUUUUGCCAUCGCUCUAAGUAGCUUUGAUAGCAAGCUUGCAUGUGAAUAAAUGCAGUUGAUUACAAAGAAUGGGAAUUUUAUGAAGCUGCAUCAUGUACAAAGUGUGAGUGAUUUUUCUAGGACAGAAUGCUUUGAGACAUUGUGCUAAUCUUUAUCUGUUAUGACUUUUAUUGUAUUGGUUCUUCAUAUGUAUGAAAAAAUAUUUCCUCAUAUUAGCACUGAUUCACGGUGCUGCGCACGCACAAUCUUCACAUUGUUAGAAUCAAUUUUGUAGAUUAAUAUCUAUUUUAAAAUAAUUUAUAAUGAGGAGUUAGAAAAGCCUAUUUUAUUUCUGGCAGUAUGCCCUGGAAUAGUUAACUGUUCCUCUGGCUUCAUACAAAUUAAUUUGUUUAGUGCCUUUCCUCAAUUUUGUUACCUACUGCCAUUAGUGGCAAGAAUUUUAGAAUGUCACUUUUCAUGUAUAUUUGUUUAUACUGUAUAUCAAAACAUUGUUUCUAGUCGUCUUUACAUGUUGAUUAUGGUUUUUUGCCUGUCUAAGUUAAUUAUUUGCGUAAGUUUUGUUGGUGAAUUUUGGGUAUUUUUAGCAUUAUCCCAUAUUUCAUAAUCUAGUGCCUAAUGCUAUGUGCAUUUUAAUGAAAACGAGACACUGUAUUAAGAUACUUAUAAAAUGGACUAUCUCAGUAUAAUAUUCGGAUUAGCCAAUUGAGCAGUGUAUGAUAAUUUUUGAAGUACAGCUUUUAUAUAUAAAUUACUGACAAGUACUUAAAUCUUCGUCCUUGGAAAAUGUAGAUCUGACUUUAAAAGUGACUAAUGUGAUACUGUUGGUUGUGCAGCAUUUAUCAGUAGAAUUGUGUAUUAAAAUAGUUACUGCUGCUUUGUCAUGUCCAGUAUUGUGUUCAUGUAGUAUGAUUUAACAGUGUUAUGGAUUAAUGCAUUUAUAAAUGUAUGAAACAAAUUUUGCAAAGUAUGAAACUUAGUUCCUAAAUAUCAUCACAAUUGGACAUUGUGUUAACAUAUUUUUUAUGGGAUGGGAUAAUGCUACUCCCGAAUUUCAUGCAGUGUAAUGUUCACAAACACCUUUUGCUCACCUUAAGUAAUGUUCUUUUGUGAAAUGUGAUGUAAUUAUUUUUGUAGAUAUCAUUGAUUUAAUGUGGUGGACUAUCUUGUCAAACAAGACUCUACCUCAUGAAAUGCAUAGAAUGAUAUUUAUCAUGAAAUGUAUAGAAUGAUAUUUAUCAUGAAAUGUUAAUAAUGUGUGUUCUGCUUAAAAACUUAUUUUUUUAGUCACCUAUUUAGUAAAAGUUUUUGCAUAUUUUGAUGAAUAUAAUUCACAUUUGUAGAUCUGUUGAUGAGCAAUAAUAUCCUGUGUGUUUCAAAAAACACAAGGGUACUAUAUAUUUAAGUUCCUUAGAUGCACUUUCAAUGUUACUUGUAGUCCUUGUUUGAUCUCACAUGUAUCAGUAAUGAAACUUGUUAGAAAUCGUUGUGUUUUUAAAGGUGCAAAGCUGGUAAAGUCAAUGAUCUAUUUUUAUGAGAAUUAACUUCUACAUGUGGUGUCAUGAUUAGAAUAUAGACAUUUUUCUGAGUGAUAAAUAGGAUAUAUCCUCGCACUUAUACUAAUGAGACAAGCAAUAUUGAUUUUAGUUACAAUAAUUACAUUGUAUGUUGGUAACCAUUCCUAAUGAACUGACCCUCUGACAGUGUGCCGUUAGGAGAAUGACAUCCUCUCAAGAAAAAGUGUAUGUUUUGAAGUAAAGAUAUCAGUGCACAAAUCUUUGCUCACUUACACAAUCAGUAUUUUUGCCUUAUAUGUGGUGAAAAGGGAAUUGAAUUUGGAAGCAUUUUAUUCUGUACUUACAAGGUGAAUGUUCUGUAAGUGUUUGUUACAGAUGUCCUGUACUUAGACAUGCAUAUUUUUGCAGUUAUAUGUAAAUGCAGUUGCAGUUUUGAUGCCUGUCAUACAUUCCAAAAAUAUAUUGUGCCAUUUGGUGCCAGUAAUUUUACUUGAUUUUAGUGUGGUAUCUUGGCAUUCAUUGUUCUCAUUGUUUUUUUCAUCUAUUAUUAAGGCAAUGUAAAUGAAACAUUUAGUUUAAAAUAUUUAGUGCCAUAUAUAUUAUAUUUUUAAUUUUCUGUAAGAGAGUAUAUUUGAGAUUUCUUGUUCAUUUCAACUAGUUUAUGUUUAGAUAUGUCUUUGGAUAUUUUUCCUUUAAAGAUGAUUCGUGCAUUUUAUAAUCAAAGCAACAUUUUCAUAGCAUAAUGAUUACAGUACUAUAUUUUAUUACAAUGUUUUAGUAGAAGUUGACUGACAAUGUUAUAAAUUUUUAGCAUAAACUUGUUAAUCCACCAGUAGAUUAUCAUAAUAUUUUAAAUGUGAAUAAAAUAUAUUUAAAACCUUGACAGUGUUCUUAUGUGCACUUUUAGCAGGAAAACCCAUCAGGACUGAGGUUGACACAUUUAUCACACCAAUUUUAGAAAAGGUGAAAUAAUUUGUGCCUGAAUGUCAACUUCUGUUCAUACUGAUGACUGUCAAGAAAAGUUUCACACUGCUCUUAGAGCAGGGUCAUUUACUUAUUACCUCUCAACACUAAUAAAUUUGUAAGAUAUAGAAAUUAAAGAUAACUGACAUUGAUAUACAGUUCAAAAUCAAUUGUAUGGUUAUUGUUAUAUAAUGCUGUAUGCUAUUGUGCUAACUUGGCUCUCUUGAAGUUCGGAAUCUCAUGAACUUUGUUUUUUCAAAUGCAAUACGUAAGCAACAGCUGUUUGCUUGAGAGGUUGAAGAAAAUGUCAAGUUCUUCAUUUGCUGUUGGUUAUAUUGUGCUUUAUGCAGUUGAAUGUGGAUAUAAUACUACUCUGAAACAUAUCGAGAUACUGUGUAAUGGCAUUACCUUCAUUGAAGUUUGCACUUGACAAAUGGGAUCAAAAGGUUAAUGGUUAUUUAUUUGAAUGUAAUAUUUCUUGUCUAGAAUGAAAAUAAAAAUAAAGAAUAUAUAUUUAUAUUGCAGAAUAUGACAAAAAAUGUUUGGGUACAAGUGUUGAGAGAACACAAAACACUGAAUUUUUGGUGUUAUAUCUAGUUGUCAAAUGCAGUCUUUAGUGAAGUCUUCUAUGUUUAUUGUAUGUUGUUGAAUGAGGUAAUAAAAUAAAUUUGUGUAUG